AUUAAUUAAUAAUAAAAAGGAAAGAAGGCAUCCAAAUUAGGAUUUCCCGGGAACAAAGAUCCUCCAUCAAUGCAUGUAUCUUUCCUCUGGCAACAAACAAUCAGCAAGAAAAUCAAUUGACGCCAGAGAAAAGCCCAUACUCAAACCCAAAUCAAUCCAUCCCCAGGCACAAACAAGCCCUUCUUCUUCUUCUUCUUGUUCCACAUGAUCAUCAUCUCUUGAUCUCUCCCAUCGGUACGUACCAUGGUUCAUCAAUGAAGAAGCUCUUGUUUCCAACAUCCUUGAGAAAACGAACGGAAAAGAAACCCUAGCAAGAACGUACGUACGUAGGCGUAAUCUAAGUAUAAUAUGUUCAUCCCCAUUACCAUGCAAAUUACGGCACAAGCAUUAUGGAUCAAGCGAAGCGCCUCCUCUGUACCCGCGACCUAUGGAACCCUUUCAAUACCACAUUUGUACAGACCUGCGGCAUGCUCCUCGUCUCCCAGAUCUUCCACGUCAUCCUCAAGCCCUUGGGCCAGCCCGGCCCCGUCGCACAAAUUCUGGCAGGAUUGGUGCUGGGGCCGUCGCUGCUGUGCAAAAUCGAGCGGGUGCGGCAGAUAUUCAUCCAGCCGGCGUUCGAGGCGUACAGCUUCCUCCUCCUCUUCGUGUUCCGGAUCCUGUUCAUGUUCAGCAUCGGGCUGGAGGCGGACCUGCCUUACAUGUCGAGGAACAUGAAGCGGAUCGGCGUGGUCGCGGCCUGGAACCUGGGCGUGUGCGGCGCCUUCGGAGCCGCGGCUUCCUUCUUCGUCAUCUACCUCCUCAAGGUGGCGUCCCACAGGUUCGCCUUCGCCAUCAUCAUCAUGAUCAUCGUCGCCAGCACCGCCUCCCCCGUCGUCGUCCGCCUCGUCGCCGAGCUCAGGUUCGACACCGCCGACACCGGCAGGCUCGCCAUCUCCGCGGCCUUGUUCAUCGAGCUCUUUUGCAUCGCCUGGUACUCCACCUACCUCGCCUUCAGUGCCGGGAACAUGUUUGGCUUUGCACUUGUUUGCAUAGUCGGGACUGGGAUCGUCGCCUACGCCAAUAGAUUCAUGGCGAUGUGGUGCAACAAGAGGAACAGGAACAUGAAGUUCGUGCCGGGCACGGAGAUGUCGGCGAUCCUCCUCCUCGUCAUCCUGCUCUCCUUCAUGAUCGAGAAGCUAGGGUUCAACAGCAUGAUCUCCUGCUUCCUCGUCGGCGUGGCUUUCCCAAGGGAAGGCAAGACCACAAGAACGUUACUUCAUCGCUUGACCUACGCGGUCAACAACUUCAUCCUCCCCAUCUACUUCGGCUUCAACGGCUUCCGGUUCGACGUCAACUACCUCAUCAGCGUCAGGAACUGCAUCGUGGUUGCGCUGGUCAUCGUGCUGGGAAUCGGAGGGAAGAUCAUCGGGACGCUCUGCGCUUGCCAUCACUUGAACAUCCCCAGGAACGACGCCGUCGUGCUUGCUUUCAUUCUCAACUUGAAGGGCCAUGGCGAGCUUCUUGUCAUUGAGGCUUUCUCCAGGUCAGAUACAUGGUGGGACGACAACACGCACAAGCUGGUGAUCAUCAUUGUGGUGAUCAACACCCUAAUCGCCGGUCCAGUAGUUUCCUUCAUACUCAGACGCGACGCCAAGUACUUCGCCCACAAACUCACCUUCUUGGAAUUCCUCGACCCUGAGAAGGAGCUCCGCUUCCAGCUCUGCGUCUACGAGUCCCGCCACAUCACCUCCAAGCUCGGCCUCAUCGCCUCCAUGACCGGAUCCAACCGCUCCCCUACCGUCACCUACCUCCUCCACCUUGUCGAGCUCCAGAAACGACACCGCCGAAAGAAAAAACUCAUGUACCACCAGCUUCAGCAUCAGGACGGCGACCAGUUCAGCGACGACGACGAGUACGGAGGUAACGACAUAGUCGAGAUCAACGACGCCGUGGACGCGUUCACAACCGACAGCAAGAUCCUCGUCCACCAGAACAAGGCCGUGUCUUAUUUCCCGAAAGUGUACGAGGACGUGUGCUCAAGCGCGGAGGACCUGCGGGUGUCGAUCGUGUUCCUGACGUUCCACAAGCACCAGCGGCUGGACGGGAAGCUGGAGAACGACAAGGACGGGAUGAGGAUCGUGAACCAGAAGGUGUUGCGCCACGCGCCGUGCUCGGUGGGGAUAUUCGUGGACCGUGGGCUCACUGGGUUCCAGCUGCCGAGCCCGGAGCUGGCCCAGAAUGUGGCUACAUUGUUCUUUGGUGGGCCCGACGACAGGGAGGCCCUGGCUUGUUGCAAGAGGAUAGCCAUGCAUCCUUACGUGAACUUGACGAUUAUUAGGUUUCUGUCGUCGGGCCAGCCCAAGAAGAAGGAGGUGCAUGAUAGGAACGGUGAGGACGAGGAGCAGCAUAUUUCGAUCUGCAGCUAUGAGGUGGACAUGGCCAUAGAUAAUGUUUUCAUGGAGGAUUUUUGCAACCGAUAUGUGACGUCAGGAAAGGUGAAGUACGUGGAGAAGAGGACGGAGAACGGAGAGCAAACGGUGGAGAUACUGAAAGAGAUAGGAGAAAUGUACUCAUUGUUCAUAGUAGGGAAAGGCGGGCGGGGGAAUUCUCCGAUGACGACGGGAAUGAGCGAUUGGGAGGAGUGCCCGGAGCUAGGGGCCGUCGGCGACAUUCUGGCUUCUGCGGAGCUUAAUUUGGGUGCUUCCGUUUUGGUCAUUCAACAACAUAGAAGUGCUACUGAUGGGCAUGAAGAUAACGAGAAUCCCGUUCUAGAUGAUGGCGAUUAAUGAUAUAUAUGCCCAUGACGAGGAUUAGUGUUUUUUACUUUCUUCCCUUUUCAUCAUCCAUUUUUUUGUUGGAUUUUUCAUCGAUUGUUAAUGAAGUAGCUUAAGUUUAAUUAGGUUAUAGAUUAUACGGUAGUAGUGUAAGUUUGAAUUCGGGUAAAUAAAAUGUUUUUUCUUAAUAAAAAUUGAAAAACGUUAGACAUAAACCACUACAUAGAGAAGUCAUUCUACAAAAUCCAAUGAAACUAACUCUAAAGAGAA
Molecule: messenger RNA, 3023 nt
Organism: Linum tenue
Lineage: Eukaryota; Viridiplantae; Streptophyta; Magnoliopsida; Malpighiales; Linaceae
Source: the annotation of a GenBank genome assembly